This is a messenger RNA of Numida meleagris (helmeted guineafowl), 4024 nucleotides long. RefSeq names its product glial cells missing homolog 2 (gene GCM2). The record is from RefSeq and is a predicted model, not a curated record. Gene Ontology annotation, molecular function: DNA-binding transcription activator activity, RNA polymerase II-specific; RNA polymerase II cis-regulatory region sequence-specific DNA binding. Lineage: Eukaryota; Metazoa; Chordata; Aves; Galliformes; Numididae. Gene Ontology annotation, cellular component: nucleus. The coding region runs from base 25 to 1494 and encodes 489 amino acids. Gene Ontology annotation, biological process: gliogenesis; regulation of transcription by RNA polymerase II. The transcript has 7 exons.
UGCCCGCUCGCCGCUGCCUCCAGCAUGAAGCUCACCUGGGACAUCAACGACCCCAAGCUGCCGCAGGAGCCCGAGUGCUUUGAUGCCUUCCAGGAGUGGCCGGACGGCUACGUGCGCCUCAUCUACUCCAGUGAGGAGAAGAAUGCGCAGCGGCACCUGAGCGGCUGGGCCAUGCGUAACACCAACAACCACAACUGCCAGAUCCUGAAGAAGUCCUGCCUGGGCGUGGUGGUGUGUGCGGGGAGCUGUGCCCUGCCCGACGGCACCAGGCUGCAGCUGCGGCCUGCCAUCUGCGACAAGGCGCGGCAGAAGCAGCAAAAGAAAGCCUGUCCGAACUGCAAUGCAGCCCUCCAGCUCAUCCCUUGCCGUGGGCACAGUGGCUAUCCUGUCACCAACUUCUGGAGGCUUGAUGGCAAAGCAAUAUUUUUCCAGGCUAAAGGAGUCCAUGACCAUCCUAGGCCAGAGAGUAAAUUGGAGGCAGAGGCAAGACGAAGUGCAAUUAAGAAGCAAAUGUCAUCUUCUCAGAAUUCCCAGAAAAAGAGAAUUCUAAACUCAGAGGCAGGAAGAUACCAUGAUAGCAGUGGUUAUGUCAGUAACAUGCAAAAUCUGCCCUCCAUAGACAUCCCAGAAAGAGUCAGCAUCAUCACAGACACCAGUUUUUCAAUUCCAGCUCAGCCUUACCCUUUGCCGCAAAAUACUGACCUCUACAAGAUGUCUUAUGACUCAGCCAGCUUCCAAGAGGACCAGCUGUUGCCAUACCAGAAGUGCCCCAAUCCAAGGAUCUAUGUGCCCAGGCCAUGUAGUCAUGAGUUUGGAUUUCCUCCUUUCAUUAGCUCCAGUCCUUACCCAUCAUGUUAUAAAGAUCCAGCAAAUCCUCCCCUUGAUGCCAACCCUAUCAGUUUGAAUGGAUCUCACUAUAAUUCCUUGACCAGCAGUGACAAGCCCUUUGAUCAUACUGGUAGGCACUAUGGACUGAAACCAAUCUGGGGGAAAACUGGCAGUGGAGACAGGAGCGACUAUGGUCAGAUGCAAACAAGCACUAACCACACUUAUUAUGGUGGUGAGUACUCCAGCAAAUAUGGUCCCAGUCCCUCUCCCAUGGCCCCACCACUACAGACUGUCAUCACAACCACCACAAAGGUGUCCUACCAGGCCUACAAGCCGUCCAUGCUGAAGUACAGUGACAAUCUCUGUGACAUGAAAAACCUUCAGAGCUGUACACAUGUGGCUGAAAAUGUCUCAGGCACUAUCUAUUCAGGGAUGAAGAUUCAGGAAGACUUUGGGAUGAUCAAGUCAGCACUGCUCUACCAGCAUGACCCAGUCACCACAAAGUCUGAACCAGUCGAGAGCGUGGAGGCCUAUCGGUAUGGGUUACCUCUGGGGAACAGCUAUGCUGAGCACGAAGGACAAGCCUUAAGCUGCGGCUCCUGCCAGAGGUUGGAGAGACAGUGCUUCAACUGGGAAAGGAAAACACUCCCCAGGGACUUUUACUAGCAGUUCCUAACUCCUGUCCUCCCGGUGAGAGUGGUGUUCUCCUGGGAAUAAAGCAAUCAACAAAACAAGAGGUCAAAAUUUUCUGAGACCCUAAGCUAAACAGAAAACUUGAGAAUUUGCACCUCCGGGCUCUCGGCUAAUGAAACUCUUCUCCAGUAGGUCCAGAAGAAGACAGUGUUGCUGGUUUCAGUUUACGUAUUUUGGAAGAUGUUGUCUAGCGCUCUUUAAUGAAACUAAAAUAGUGUAUGCCUAGCAAGAAAGCUAUGUAGGCAGGGAUCUGGUCGAGAUGGCAGCAUUAAUUAUUAGUUACCAAGUAUUUUAACUUUUUAGGCACUCAAAUAUUUUGGAAAAAAUAUUUUUGUAUAUUUUCCCUGUUUUAAGUAAGAGCAUGCUACUGUAUGCUUUUAAUAAACAUGCAUUUAAACACAAAACAACAUAUAAUCUAACACAAGUGGUUCACUAGUUGGCUUCUGUGUGCAGAACCUUGCAGUGCUGUCAUCAAACUAAUAACCAAAUCUUAUUUGUAUAGUAUGGUGUGCAGACACUUGGGUUUAAGUCAUUCUAUUUGGUGUGCUGCUUUUUUAACUUUGUAUUUUUUUAUGAGAACAAUGCACACAGUCUGAUACUUGAAAUAGAGUUGCACAGCAAAUUAACCAACAAUAUUCAGCAGUGGAUUGAUCAGCAUUUCAAAAGCUCAAGCUACUUGAAGCUGGAAUGUAUCACUGACUUCUAGAAUAUUUGCUGUCUGCCUCACCAGGUUCUUUUUACAUUUUUCUGACAGUUCUACCAGGUGGUUUAGAUUGCAGAAAUGAGUCAGGUGAGCAACAUCAGUUAGGUAGUUAGCCUACACACCAACCUAAGAAAAUGGCAAGUUACUGCCCAGAAAAUUUGAGCCAAAUUGUGGAUGCAGAAACAUGCAACACCAUACCUAUACACAGAACUGAAACUUCUCAUCUUUACUCCCAAACAUAUCAAGUCAGUUUGGGAGUAGAAUAAAACUUAAGAUAAAGCCACCUAACUUUUGAAGAAAAGUGGAAAUAUGGGUGGGGAGAGGGUUUAAGGUCAAGCAAAAUGGCUAGAAAGAGAUUCACAAAAGAUCUCAAAGUCAAAGAGUUUUAAAGAUGUAAGCUACUUCAUUUUGUAUUAGCUUUUGGGAAAUCAGAUGACUGUGGCUCUAUCUCCAGAUGUGUUAAAAGUUCCAGGACAAGUGGUGGGGGUUUUGUGCUGUUAAUAUACUGGUAUAAAGCUUGCUACUAUACAUGUAUGCUUAUGUUAUGCUAUGCUCUCAAAACACGGCCUUUCAAGCAGAACUUUGUACAUCAGUUGAGUAAAUGCAAAAAACUGUUAAAAUACUACUUUUUGGGGAUAGACUUAUGUCCAGUAAACACAACAGCUGUUUAAGCACAAAGUACAAAGAUAUGGUAGUAAUUAGCUCGCUAUAUCACCUGUGGCCCUCGAACAAAUAAAAACUCUCUGAAGAUUAUUGCAGCAGCUCUUCACACUGCUGCUUUUCAUCUACAAGUGCCUGGGACAACAUACCUGUGCCUUAACCUUUCCAGAUAAAAGAGCAGAUGGAUUCAGUCUGGUGUUGUACGUAGUUUUUCUGUCCAAAAUACAGCAAUUUAAAUGUGAUGCUAGCUUCCGUAACAAAAAGCUGAAAUCAAGUGCCUCCUUGCUGGUUUAUAUAGCUGUAGAAUUGACUUUAAAAGCGUGUUUCUCAAGCGAAGCAGCAGCCUUGAAGAAAGACGUGCUCCCUUCAGUCCUCAAGUAGCUUUUUCUAUUCACUGUGCCCCCUCAAGCAUGGUUUCUGGGCUGCCCACAUCCUGGGCUGCAGCAGAUGUCCUCACCUAACAAAUUCCUGUUGUCACAGUGUAGCUGUGGAGGGGAAGAACGUGUUUUCUGAAUUCAGCCACCUGUGGCUCCAGCUUCACCCCAACAACAAGAGCCCUGCUGAGGAAAGCACCAGCUGUCUCCAGACUGAGGAUGGCCUUUACACAAAAACCAGCCUUUUCAUGGCAAGGCUUGAAAGCCUGGGUGUAUAAAGGAUCUCGUCCCAGAGACAAGAGGCUGCUGAAGAAUUUGAGUGCUUCUGUCGAUCUCAGUGGUUGCUCUCUACUGAAGCACCCGGAGGCCUUCAUCAUCUCCAUAGGCAGAGGCGAGAGUGGGAAGGUGGGAAGCAGAGCUCCUCUGGAGGCACUGAUGGUGCAGCGGGGCAGAAUUCCUGAGUUUGCUUCUUGCUUUUUCCUGAGCGGAUUCUGGGGUUUCUUUCUGGAUUUAUAGGGUUUUCAUCUGUGUCUUUUUGGGAGAAGCUAUCUAAUACAACUGGGCUACUCCCAUUCACAAAGGUGGACCGUGCAGCAGGACACAACACAUUUCCAGGGGUACAGGAGGCCUUCCGAGGAGAUGAACUAUACAUUUUGGAAAGUUAAUGUCGCUCAUGUCAUUAAAUACUAAGAAAAUAAUUCCUUACUCAGUUUGCGGUGAGGCACUAGCACAGGCUGCCCAGAGAAGCUGUGGCGCCCUGUCCCUG